AUGCAUCGCCGGCUAAGUCGCGCAGCACUACCAUCCGACUGGAGUUUGGUUGAGCCAAUUACAGAUGAGGAAGUUGACCGUACGAUCCGUUUAACAGGCAAUUCGUCCCCGGGCCUGGGCAAGCUUACGCCCAAGAUGCCCAAAUAUUCGCUGGGCUUGGGAGAAGUAACGGGUACUUCUGGUGACCCGGUUGUCUCCGAUAUUGACGGUGAAGAGAAACCAAUGUUCCUGAACCUCGUUACUGUUGAUGUUGCAGCUGAUGAUCAUGAGAAUGGCCGUGUUGAUGAUGAUGAUGACGAUGAUACUGAUGAUGAUCAAGUCACUAGACUAUCCACUGGGCGGGCACGACAAAAGGGUCUCAGCAGUAGUGUCUACUUCAAAUGUGAAGUGUUUUUUGUCCUUGUUGUCCUCGUGAUGCACGGGUGGACUACCAUGACCUCCCGCAAAUUUUCGAGCAAAACUAUCGGUGGCCAAUCUCGCCAAGCAGAAACGCGCUACCAGCGGGAACAGCCGGCUGAGCAAUGGACAAGCGAACAGGUUGUUGCCGCAUAG
Molecule: messenger RNA, 552 nt
Organism: Opisthorchis viverrini
Lineage: Eukaryota; Metazoa; Platyhelminthes; Trematoda; Opisthorchiida; Opisthorchiidae
Exons: 4
Coding region: 1-552 (183 amino acids)
Source: RefSeq, a predicted model, not a curated record